Messenger RNA from Eriocheir sinensis (Chinese mitten crab), 2870 nucleotides. RefSeq names its product heterogeneous nuclear ribonucleoprotein H-like. The coding region runs from base 1053 to 2429 and encodes 458 amino acids. The transcript is spliced from 8 exons. Gene Ontology annotation, biological process: regulation of RNA splicing. Gene Ontology annotation, cellular component: nucleoplasm; ribonucleoprotein complex. Lineage: Eukaryota; Metazoa; Arthropoda; Malacostraca; Decapoda; Varunidae. The record is from RefSeq and is a predicted model, not a curated record. Gene Ontology annotation, molecular function: RNA binding.
AGUUCUUCUCCGGGUUGGAGAUAGUUCCGAACGGGAUAGCUCUGCCUACCGACUACCAGGGGCGGCAUACAGGGGAGGCAUACGUUCAGUUUAUAAACAAAGAUGUCGCAGAAAAAUCCCUUGAGAAGCAUAAGGAAAAGAUAGCGCACAGGUGGGAAGGCAACGCUACAGGUGGCACGGUGUUGCAUUCAGGUUAACAGUUGAUGAAGGUACAGGCUAUGGAGCAGGUUUUUCAAGUUUUGAGUGUAAUAUACCUCCCCCACCUGCCCACAUAUUGGCUGUUCACAAUACUAUCAUAAUUCUUAAUUUUUAUGGAGUUAUCAAUUAUCUAAUGGGCAUCAAUAAGGUGGAAGGCAGCUUGAAGUUUGACAUUCCUACUACCAUGCACCUUGGUGGGGCGUAGAUGGCUGCUACUGGUGGGGAGGAAGGGAGGAGGGAGGAAUGGGAGGGUGCUACUUCCCAGGAUAGAUUCCUUGCAGUUUUUGGCAAUGGGUAUGAUUCCCAAACUAAUGUUGAAUAAAAAAGAAUGGCUAAGGCCAUAUUCAUUGAGAGCAAGGAAUAUCCAGUGUUCCCUAGAGAAUGGUACCCACUUUGGUUUCCUCUUUAUUUAUUUAUUUUUUUCUGAUCUCUCUGGCAUGAGUAAGACUUAGUCCUCUGUUGAAAAUCACUCAUUCCAAGGGUAUCAUUCUCCAAUCCCCGAAACCAAACCCCAGUUACUUAAGGUUAAUUGACGCUGAUUGAGGGAGGACCGUAAAGGGCAGGGAAUGGUUCAUAGUUCCACAUCCUGAGCAGUACUCCUGAAACAGCUUGUAGUGGGUAAGGGAUCUAACAUUUUGGUUCAAAUGCCAAUGGGACUCAGCAGUUAUUAAUCAAAAUCUUGCAUGAAGGUAAGAAAUCCUGAUGUGUAACUUAGUGUAUCCAAGAGAGCAUCUGUCUUAAUGACUGUAGAAAAAAUACUUUCAUGAUUGCAUUAGAAGCUUGAUGUUGGAUGUUGGAGUCCCAAGGUUGACUGUAAAUUAGUAUAUAAGAAAAGUUCAGAAGGGCUCAACAAAAUGAAGGAGACUGGUGGCAGCAGAGCAGCAGAAAACCCGUGGUGGGCGGGAGGGCAGGCGGUGAGUGAGGUAGGCAGAGGAGGCUGGGCAGUGGGCCUGGGCCGGGCCGGGCUGGGCUGGCCGGGAAGGAGCGGGAAGAGGCACUGGGCCGGGCCGGGACGCGGGCACGGGCUGGUGGGGCCGGGCCGGGCCUGGGACUUGGACUUUCCACACUGGCGGUAUAUUGAGAUUUUCCGAAGUAACCUAGGGGAGGUUCGGGCUGCCAUGAGUCCGAAGAUGCGUGGCCCUGGGGGACCCAUGGGUGGCUACAACAGCAGACCCACACCAUAUGACUCUCGCGAUAGAUUUGGAGGAAUGAACCGCUAUAGCUUGGGUGGCCGUGGUCGAACACAAUUUGCUUCAGAGGGUGGAUACAAUGACUAUGAUGAUGGCCCUGGCUGGGGUGGCUCCGGUGGCUACAACGAUGGACCCGGCAGCUGGCUGAGUGGUCGAGGUGGCGGCAGGGGAGGUGGUCCUGGUGGCCUCAAGGGUAAUUUUGGUGGAAGAGGUGGAAACUGGAAUAAUGGGACUGGCCACUGUGUCCAUAUGCGAGGCCUGCCCUUCAGAGCGACGGAGAUGGAUAUCGCAGAUUUCUUCCGGCCCCUAAACCCUGUCAACAUCAAUAUAAUCAUGGACAGCUCCAACCGUCCCUCUGGUGAAGCAGAUAUUGAGUUUGCCACGCACGACGAUGCUGUGAAAGCCAUGAGCAAGGACAAAGCCAACAUGCAGCACCGGUACAUAGAGUUGUUCUUGAACUCUACUCCCGGUGGAAACAUGGGAGGUCCUGGUGGACCCAUGGGUGGACCUGUGGGACCCAUGGGUGGUCCUGGCACUGGUAACUUUGGUGGCGGUGGCGGCGGUGGCAACUUCAGCAGUGGCAACAUGGGCGGCGGGUUUGGUGGGGGCUAUGUGGGGGGAAACCGAAUGGGGGGAGGUGGUAGUGGCUACGGCAAUGGCGCUGGCGGUGGUGGCAGCGGCGGCUACAGCUCUCUGGAUGACGGCCUGGGUUCAGGCAUGGGGGGAGGCAUGGGCAGUGGCAUGGGAGGUGGACUGGGCAGCAGUGGCAUCGGAAGCCUUGGAAGUGGCUUGAGCAGUGGCCUAGGGAGUGGCCUAGGCAGCAGCCUUUCGGGCAGCCUCCGAGGCAUGGGCAGUGGGCUGAGCAGUGGGCUGGGCAGCUCCAUGGGUAGUGGAAGCAGCGGCCUUGGUGGGGGCAGUGGAGGGAUGGGGGGUGGGGGUGGCGGUAACUUUGGAUCAGGCUUCAACAAUGGGUUCAACUCAAACAACGGCUAUGGUCCUGGUGACCAAAUGUCGGGCAACAACUACAACAGCUUCUGCUAGAGAGACAAGUGAAUCUUGAAUUGACCAGAAGAUUCCUUUGGAUGAAGUACUUUGUACUGUUCUACUUAGAGUCAAGGAUUCAAGAUUUUUUGUCUAGGAAGCGUAAGAAUAUCUGAUUAUCAUUAUUAUUAUUUUUUAUUAUUAUGACUCGGUUACUUUUCUUUUUUAAAGAUGACUUGUGUAGUGAAGAUAUGUUGCCAAUUGGUGGUUAGCAUGACAAUAGUGGCCUGUAGAUGUUGGGAGUGGAGGUAGGCUAAUUUUUACUGAUGAGACCGCCAGGAGUGGGGCCUGACUGGAUGGUUCUACAGCUUUGAAACAAAAACUAAUUGUAAUAAUUUUCCUUGGAAAACCGACAUUCCACUUGGAGGACGCAGGAUGAUGAUGAGUGCAGGCGGAAUUACAAUUGUACCAUUUAGUAUAUUAAUAAAAAUGAAAAGAAAA